CCCCCCUUCCCGCAGGAUUUCUUCACCGAGGGGCUGUGGGCGCAGCUGCCCCCGGCCUGGCAGCCCGCCCUGGCCAAUGCCACCCCCCAGCAGCUGGCCGGGCUCCUGGGGGGCCGUGGUGACCCCGGGGCCGCCUGGCCCCUGUCCCUGCUGGCCUUCGCCGCCGCCGCCCGGGCCCUCUCCUUCCCCCGGGGCCGCCCGGGGGGGUCCCCGCGCCCCCCCUGCCAGAGCCCCCGCCUGCACCCUCUGCUGCGCCGCCACGUCAAGCCCAAAAAGCAGCACGAGAUCCAACGCCUGGGCAAGCUGCUGCGGCGGCUGAGCCAGAGCACCGGCUGCCAGCGCGUGGUGGACGUCGGAGCAGGGCAGGGCCACCUCUCGCGCUUCCUGUCCUUCGGCCUCGGCCUGUCGGUCACGGCGGUGGAGAGCGACGCCCGCCUGGCCGGGCUGGCCGAGCGCUUUGACCGGGAGCUGCUGCGGGAGCUGCAGAAAAAGGGGGCCUCUGGGCAGGGGGGACACCCCCAGCGCCGCCCCCUCACCCCCCGCGCCCCCCACCACGUCCCCGGGCGCCUCGACCCCGCCGCUCCCUGGGGGGAGUUCCUGCUGCCCCCCGACCCGCCGGGGCCUGGCCCCACCGCCCAGAACCCGCUGGGGGGCCCGGGGGGCUCCGAGGACGGAGGGCCGGUGCUGGUGACGGGGCUGCACGCCUGCGGCGACCUCAGCCCGGCGCUGCUGCGCCACUUCGCCCGCAGCCCCGCCGUGGCCGCCGUGGCCUCCGUGGGCUGCUGCUACAUGAAAGUGUCGACCACCCCAGGGCCCCCCGGCUGCCCCGCGCCGGGGUACCCGCUGAGUGCCUCGGUGGUGGCGCUGCCGGGCCACCGGCUGUCGUACCGGGCGCGGGAGGCCGCGUGCCACGCGCGGGAGGAGUACGAGGGGCGGCUGCGCGGUGGCGACGGCGGCGCCCGCCUGCUCGCCCACGGCUACCGCGCCGCCCUCGAGGGCGUCAUCCGCACCGCCGACCCCGCCAAGAGGCACCUGGGCCUGCAGCCGGGCAGGAGGGCACACGCCCUCGGCUUCGAGGAAUAUGCCCGCCUGGGGCUGCCCCUGGCGGGGCUGGACCCGGCGGGGGUCCCACUGGAUUGGGGGGCCGUGGGGGCCAUGCUAGAGCAGCAGCACAAGGUGGUCGCGUUCUACACCCUGGGGCAGCUCCUGGCGCCCGUCGUGGAGACCCUCGUGCUGCUCGACCGCCUGCUGUACCUGCGGGAGCAAGGUUUCCACUGUGCCCUUGUGCCCCUGUUCAACCCCCGUUUCUCUCCACGGAACUUGGUGCUCGUGGCCUCGCGGACCCCGCUGGCCGCAGCGCUGGCCGGGCUGGCCAGGGACAGCGAGGAUGGAAACAGCAGCGAGGAUGAGGAGCCAGGGGGCUGAGAGGCC
Molecule: messenger RNA, 1431 nt
Organism: Empidonax traillii (willow flycatcher)
Lineage: Eukaryota; Metazoa; Chordata; Aves; Passeriformes; Tyrannidae
Product: protein RRNAD1-like
Exons: 5
Biological process (GO): rRNA modification
Molecular function (GO): rRNA (adenine-N6,N6-)-dimethyltransferase activity
Source: RefSeq, a predicted model, not a curated record